AUGGAAAAAUUCAACAACGAGAAAUUAAAACAUCAUCCUUCAACAGCAUCCCUCGAAAGAAAAGUUUCAUCUUUCAGACAACAAAUAUGGAUGGGAAUACCAAUUCGUAAUACGGAAAAUGGCAUGACUGUUAUCAAUAAUGAUUUUGGAAAAGUACCAUUGAGUUGGGGUAUAUCUAGCCUCGCUUUAACCAGUUGUAAUUCCAAGAGUGAAAUAUUCCUAAGGUCAAUAAACGAGCAAACAAUAUCAAAAUAUAAGAAAGAUGUCGGAGAUAAUAAUAGUAAAGAUGAGAAAGUCAAAGAAACGAAAAAGGAACGUUCACGAUUGAAAUGGGAAAUGACUGUGAAUUUAAAUUCAACCAUCAAAGACAACAACGGUAAUAAUAAAAAUUCAUUUCUAUCCAUUAAAGCUGAUUCUUUAAAAUUGUUUACGAGUAAUACACCGACAAAAAAAGAACGAAGGCAACAAAAAUUAGAAACGCAAAUAAAGUCGCAUCAUCAAAACGUAGCAACGACCGAAAGAAUAAUUGCUAGAAACAAAAUAACUAAAAUUCGUACGAUACAACAACUGAAAUCAUUCGCGAUACCUGUGUCCGAUAGUUCCAAUUCGGAGGAAUGUUUGAACAAUAUGAAUAAAUUGAAGAAUGGAAAUGGAAAACAGAAAAAAAAGAAACAAUUAAAAAAAACAAAAAUAAUACCUAAUUCUAUAAGUACGAGAACUGGUAAUAAAAAGCGUGCUGCUAGUGCUAAAAUAGUGAAGAAAUUUAUUUCGUAAAACGAUUAUAUUAUUUUUCAUUAACGUCUACUGAUUACUAUGCUCAAAAUGUUCCGUUGAUUACAUAAUAACGCAAUGUACUAUAUAUAUAACACUCUACGUACGUAUAUAUGAAUGUUUGAAUAUACAUAUUUGU
Messenger RNA from Polistes dominula (European paper wasp), 910 nucleotides. RefSeq lists its product as uncharacterized. The record is from RefSeq and is a predicted model, not a curated record. Gene Ontology annotation, molecular function: zinc ion binding; metallocarboxypeptidase activity. Gene Ontology annotation, biological process: proteolysis. NCBI's taxonomy places the organism in Eukaryota, Metazoa, Arthropoda, Insecta, Hymenoptera, Vespidae.